AUGGUAGCAGAGACGAAACUCUACGAUGCUCUCUCCAUCUCCCCUUCGGCGUCCCAGGAUGAGAUCAAGAAAGCAUAUCGGAAAGCUGCCCUGAAAUGGCAUCCCGAUAAAAACAAAGACAACCCCAAUGCUGCUGAGAAGUUCAAAGAGGUCUCUCAAGCAUAUGAGAUUCUUUCGGAUCCAGAAAAGAGAAAGGUGUACGACCAAUAUGGCUUGGAGUUCCUUCUGAGAGGGGGUCAAGCCCCUCCUCCAGGAGCAGAGAUGCCCGAUGGCAUGCCGGGCGGCGGUUUCGGUGGUAUGCCAGGUGGGUUCAGCUUUGGGGGCAUGCCUGGCGGCGGCGGUGGUACACGGACAUUCCACUUCUCAACCGGCGGUGGUCCUGGAGGCUUCAGCUUUUCGGAUCCUAACGACAUAUUUGCCCAGUUUGCCAGAAGUGGUGCUGGCGGCGCUGGCGGUGCGGGCGGUGCCGGUGGUGGUGAAGACGCCGAAGACAUUUUCAACCUGUUUAGUGGUCUAGGUGGUGGUGCGAGAGGGGCCGGAAGUAGACGAGGCACGGGCAAUUUUGCACGACAUGCCAGACCACAGACUCCUGAAGUCUCCGUCAUUGAACGGCCCUUGCCCGUUACCUUGGAGGAGCUAUACAAGGGAGCCCACAAGAAGAUGAAGAUCAAGAGAAAGACAUUCAACCCCCAAGGACAGCGAGUGACCGAGGAUAAAAUCCUGGAGAUGGAUAUUAAGCCAGGUCUGAAGGCCGGCUCAAAGAUCAAAUUCUCCGGGGUUGGGGACCAGGAAGAGGGUGGCACACAAGACAUGCAUUUCAUCGUCACUGAAAAGCCCCACACCAGCCUCAUCCGCGACGGCGACAACCUAAUAACGACAAUCGAAUUAGACUUGAAGGAGGCACUCACAGGUUGGAAACGGACAGUCACCACGAUUGAUGGCAAACAACUGAAUGUUUCGGGAUCGGGUCCCACCCAACCUGGUCACGAAGAGAGAUUUCCUAAUCUGGGCAUGCCCAUCAGCAAGAAACCUGGCGAGAGAGGUGACUUCAUUGUCAGGGUGAAGGUCAACUUCCCCAGGUCAUUAACUGCUGCCCAGAAAGCCAAAAUCAAGGAGGCCCUCCCAUAA
Molecule: messenger RNA, 1128 nt
Organism: Fonsecaea pedrosoi CBS 271.37
Lineage: Eukaryota; Fungi; Ascomycota; Eurotiomycetes; Chaetothyriales; Herpotrichiellaceae
Exons: 1
Coding region: 1-1128 (375 amino acids)
Biological process (GO): translational initiation
Cellular component (GO): cytosol
Molecular function (GO): protein-folding chaperone binding
Source: RefSeq, a predicted model, not a curated record